AUGAGUGACGAUUCUUUAAACGAUUCUGACUAUGACGAAAAGAUAAAACAAAUGCACAAUUAUAUCUCUUCUGAUUUGGAUAGCGAUAAUGAGGAAGCUGAAACUAAAGUUUUAAAAACAGAAUCAAAAUCUAUUAAGAGAAAGUCUGUUACGCAUAAAAAAUCUAAUAAGAGAGCUAGAAGAAACGACAGUUCAGAUGACGAGUUUGGGCAUACAUUAGAUGGUGUUGAUGAAGAUUUAAUACUUAACGAUGAAGAUCGUAGAAAACUUGCUAGUAUGAAUGAGUUAGAAAGAGAAGAGGAGAUGCUUAGACGUUAUGAGGAAAGAAAGUUAAAGAAAGAAAUGUCAUUUAAAUCAUCACAAACAACGACUAAUUCUACUUAUACAACAAAUAGUAGUGAUGAUGAAGAUAGUAGUCCUAAAAUAAGAUCUAAAACAAGAUAUUCAUCUGAAGAAAGAGAUGUCACUCCAGAUGCAGCUUUUUAUUUACCAUCUGAGGUAAAUGAGAAGCAAGAAAAGAGAAAUGCUUUGAAAGAAUUUAAACAAAAAAGAAAAGAAAAAUUGGAAACAGAAGAAAAAAAGCAAAAAGAAGUACUUGAUGUUUCGGAAACUUUUGGAAAUGAUGGUAAUGAGUCAGAUUCCAGUUCAAACAGUAGUAUUUCGACGUCAUCGAGUCCAAGAUCUUUAAGUAGGCGUAGAAGUAGUCGGGACAGUCGGUCAAGAUCAAAAUCUGAAGAGUUUUCUAAAGAAAUUGAUACUUUAGAACAACUAUCUACAAUUGUUGUAACACGACAAUUUUUAUCCAAACAUUGUCAUGCACCAUUUUUUGCAAAAUCAGUAGUUGGAUGCUUUGUUAGGAUUGGUAUUGGGCUUAAAAAUGGUGUUCAAGUUUAUCGUGUUACUCAAAUUGAUAGUGUCGACGAAGGAAAUAAAAUUUAUGCAUUAGAAAAUACUAAAACAAACUUAACAUUAAAGCUUAAAUAUGGUAAAGAGUAUAGGGCAUAUCGUAUGGAGUUUGUUUCAAAUACACCAAUAACUUGUGAAGAAUUCAAUUAUUGGAAGAAUAAUAUGCGUCAAUUAGAUAUUAAUUUACCAUCUGAAAGAUUUGUUGAAAGUAAGAAAAAAGAUAUUGAUGAGGUAACUAAUCAUGAAUAUACAGAAGAAGAUGCUAAUUAUAUUGUUAGGCAAAAAAACAAAUUUCGUGAUUGUCCAACAAACUUCGCUUUCCGUAAAGGUGUUCUUUUACGUGAAAAAGUUGCUGCAUCUCUUGCGGGUGAUUUAGAAAAAGUAAAGGCAAUUGAAGUAGAAUUAGCAGCUAUUGAAAGACGAGCAUCUGCUGCUGACAAGAAGCGUUCUUCUGGUAUGGAUGCAAUUACAAAGAUUAAUAUAAGAAAUCGUGAAACUAUGGCUACUUUGUUUUUAUCCAAAAAUGCACCAGUAGAACUUCCAAAUGAGGAUGAUCCUUUUACACGUAAAAGUUCAAAAAUGCGUGUUGUCUCGGGAAGAUCAAAAUUUAAAAAAGAAAAUGGAUCUAGUAAUGAUAUUACUAACAAUAUUACAGGAGAUGUAUUAACAAACAAAGAAUCUGAAACUGCUUUCAAGAGUAGAGAAGAUAUGCUUAAGGCUGUUGAUAUUGAUAUAAGUGACCUGUAA
Molecule: messenger RNA, 1653 nt
Organism: Strongyloides ratti
Lineage: Eukaryota; Metazoa; Nematoda; Chromadorea; Rhabditida; Strongyloididae
Product: RNA polymerase-associated protein RTF1 homolog
Exons: 2
Coding region: 1-1653 (550 amino acids)
Cellular component (GO): Cdc73/Paf1 complex
Molecular function (GO): DNA binding; RNA polymerase II C-terminal domain phosphoserine binding
Source: RefSeq, a predicted model, not a curated record